AUGACUGAACAAGUUGUAAACACGGAAGCGAAAGGAAGACCAUAUAGAUCGAAGAAAAGCAGGCCAUGUGACUUAUGCCGCCACCGAAAAACAUGUUGUGUUAUGCAAGGAAGUCCACCUUGCAUGUUGUGUAAGAAACGUGGAGUAAAAUGCACAUUUACUCAAAAGCCACCAGAAAGAUCCGGAAAACUGUCCAGAUCAAAGAUUAGAUUCUAUGUUCCCAAGCAGGUCGUCUCAACAAAGCAAUUGCCAUUACAUGAAGUGAAGCAGGUGGAACAGAAACAGAUUGAAACGCCAAAUUGCCAGCCAACGUCUAAAAGCAUCGAGUUGACCAGUUCAGAGUCAUCCAAAGACAAAGUACUAGAUAACGAUAGUUCUACACUUCCUUUCGAGAUACAAAAAGAUGUAUCACAGCCAAUACGUGAGACCUUCGGGCUCGACCUUCCGUUUACAAUCGAUAUGUGGAACCUCAUGUUUCGUGACAUUGCCGACGAGUCGAUCGACCCUGAAAUAACGGGGCAUUCAUGGAAGCAAGAUGGCCAGGAAGACAGUUCAAAGACUCGGAAUGGAGAAGAAGGGCCUUCUACUUAUCACUUGCGACCUGAUGGCACAAGUAGGUAUGAUGUGUGUUCUGUGGCAGAGAUGGAGAAUUAUAUUUCCGGAUCUGUAGAUGCUGACGAAGCCAUUAAGGUGCAAUAUCUGUCUGAGAACUCGUAUAUGGACCCGUUUCUUUAUCGGGUAAUUGCCCACGAUUCAGUGACAAUUGUGGAGCAUGGAAGAAGUCCAAAUGCAAUUCCAACUUCCCGAAUGGCAGGUCAAUUAUCCAAGGGUGGCAUGCUGAUACGCCGACUUUCUGGAAGUGAAAAAGAAACACCAUCUUUACUUUUCGUGAGGUCUGACCCUGGACUUUCACAUAAUGAUAUCAAGACCAAGGAGCAAAUACGGCACCUAAUAAAUAAUUACGGUCCCAGACUUCUUCUCAUCUAUUUCAGGUUCAUCAACCCGUUUCUUCCUCUUUUUUCAAGAAGCCUUUUCUAUUUUGGCACGAACCAGAACAUGUUGGAGUUUCACAAUAGUCUUCUUGCUACACUGCUCACGCUAGCCAUGGAUUGGUGGUCGGUGGAUUCUAUUCUCAAGCAGCAUACAAUGCCUUCAGAUCAGCUACUUUUCAAGAUUGCUCGUCAGGCUGUUAUGGAAGAUCAAGACAUGCCGAACUAUUCCUCUCUUCAGGCAUGUAUUCUUCUCUCUCACAAACGGCCUGCUGACCUAUCCAAGCCGGAUACACCUUUCACAUGGAUGAUUCUUAGUAUUGCAGCUUCCUUAGCCGUAACUCUUGGAUAUAACCGUAAUUGUGAUGACUGGAAUCUUCCUGACUGGGACAAGAAACUUAGAAAACGGAUAUGGUGGACGUAUGUGGUUCAAGAUACAUGGUUUGCGGCUUGUUAUGGUCGUCCUCUACAUGUAAAGAUGAGCAGUUGGAAUAUUCCAGAGCUCACAGAGGAUGAUUAUGAGAGCUAUAGUACUGGUGAGCGUGAAUCGGUCGACUUUAAGUACUCAGUAAAGUCAUUUUGUUACUUAGCAAAAGUAUCGCUCUUGGUAGCCGACAUGUGUGACAACUUUCUCUAUGCUGAAGAAGGCAUUCCACGUUCUUUCGAGACACUGCUCAUUAUUGGAAAGCUGUAUCUUCACAAAGUAUCUUUGUUAGGUUCUCUGUGUCCGAAAGAUCUAUUUAUCAGCUCACAAGUAAGCAGUCAACUUCCUCGGGCAAAUGGAUCUAUCCAAAUCUCGGUUGAAGUUGCACGAAUUCUAAUUCUACGGCAUCUGAUUCACAAAAUGAUCAGUUCAGAUGAUGUGACGUUUGAAAAGUAUAGUGGUAUACUUAUUCAAUGGUCCAUAGAUUGUCUCAGAAAGAUAUAUUUGCUGGUGAGUACACUCAGAGUGGAUCAAGUCCGAUACUUUUGGUAUUCUUGGUCUCGUCUUCAAUUUGCAGUUAUUGCCAACUUCUUCCUUCUUGUACACAGCCUUGCCACUAAGGAUGAAGACCGCGAUAAAAUUAGAGAUCUAAUGGAUAAUUUCAGGUGGUGGCUAGGAUGCAAUAAAUCUUCAUUUGCUGAUUUAUCUUUGGCCCUUAAUCUUUUAGAUCGGGCUUACCUUCUGGGGGUUUCCAAGUUUACAAUAAAGCGAUAA
Messenger RNA from Brettanomyces bruxellensis, 2187 nucleotides. RefSeq lists its product as uncharacterized. Lineage: Eukaryota; Fungi; Ascomycota; Pichiomycetes; Pichiales; Pichiaceae. Gene Ontology annotation, molecular function: DNA-binding transcription factor activity, RNA polymerase II-specific; DNA binding; zinc ion binding. The transcript has a single exon. The coding region runs from base 1 to 2187 and encodes 728 amino acids. Gene Ontology annotation, cellular component: nucleus. The record is from RefSeq and is a predicted model, not a curated record. Gene Ontology annotation, biological process: DNA-templated transcription.